UAUUAAAGAAUAAAGAAGAAAUCCAUGCAAUAUCUAUUCAAAUAUAUGACAUUAUUUCCUUUGCUGAAAGGAAUACAUGCAUCACUGAUUACUCAACAGACGAAUAUACAUGAAAUUUUUACUCUUGAAGAUGUUGUUUUAUAUCCUCAUGAGAUAUCAAAAAAAUCUAUUGAUUCGUAUUCAUCAUUUGAUUUAACUUUUGCAUUGCCAUAUCAUUAUCAACAAACAGAAUACCCAAACUGGAUGAAAAAAUAUGUUAAAUUAACUAUGACACCAAAUUUAGAUUUGAUAAAUGAAAAUUCGCAUUUGCAGAUUCAUAAUGAAGAUGGAGAAGUUAUAAGUUCAGAAAAAAUUGAUAGGAAUAAUCAUAGAGUUUACCGCGGAGAUGCAUUUGUAACAUAUACAGAAAAUAGUAUAGGAUUAUUGGAGAAAAGAUGGCAUAAAAUAGGAUGGGCUAGGAUAUCUCUUCAUCAAGAUGGAGAUUUGCCCAUAUUUGAAGGAACAUUUUCAUUGUCGAAUGAUUUAUAUACAGUAAAAACAGCAAAAAAUUACAUGUUACUUAAAGAAGCUCAUGAACCAGAAAUUUCUGCUAGUGAAAAAAGUAUGGUAUUAUGGAUUGAAUCAAAUAAACCACCCAAAACUUUAAGAAAACGGAGCAAUUUGUAUCUAGAUAAUAAAUGUAUGUUAAACAGUAUAUAUGAUGAACCGACUCCUUUAGAUCAGGCAACAUUCUCUUAUGGGUCUGGAGAAAUUAGUGCUGUUGAGAAGCUUGCUUUAUCUUCUUCUAGAAUUCGAUUAACAAAUUAUAUUGGGGAUAAUUCUGGAUGUCCAAAGUAUAAACAAGUAGCUUAUGUUGGAGCAGCUCUUGACUGCAAUUAUAUUUCUAUGUUUGAAAGUUCAUCUAAUGCAACAAAUCAUAUUAUCUCUCUUUAUAAUAGAGUAUCUGCAAUAUAUGAAGAAACAUUUAAUAUUUCCUUAGGAUUAUUGAAUGUAACUAUUAUGGGUAGAACAUGUCCUAAUGAGAAUCCUAAAGUUUCAUGGAAUGUCGCAUGCUCGUCACAUUAUAACAUUAGUACUCGUUUAAAACAUUUUAGCUUAUGGAGAAGCGGGAUUAAGGAUAGCAUUGCAUUAUGGUCUCUAUUUACAACAUGUCGAAAUACUAUGGAAGUAGGCAUUGCAUGGUAUGGUGUUCUUUGUCAGGAUAUUAUCCCAAAGGGUCCACAUUCUAAUUGGGUAUCGGGGACAAAUGUUAUAGCAAGUCCAGCAAAUAUUGAACAUAUUGUGCUUGCUCAUGAAAUAGGACAUGGAUUUGGUGCAUCUCAUGAUUGUACAAGCGAAUCAUGUAAAAAUGAAUCAGCUUCAUGUUGUCCUUUAAGUUCAACUGUAUGUGAUACAAAUGAAAUGUAUAUAAUGAAUCCAAAAAGUUCUAUAUCAGCACGAAAAUUUAGUCCAUGUUCUAUAGGACAAGUAUGCAACAAUCUUAAAAAGAAGCUUGUCAAUUCUAAUUGUCUAAAAAACAACAAAAAUGUUAGUUUGAUUUCUCGAAGAAAGUGUGGAAAUGGUAUUGUUGAAGAAGGAGAGGAUUGUGAUUGUGGAGGAGAAAAAGGUUGUAAAGGAAAUCCAUGUUGUAAUCCUAAGACAUGCAAAUUUACAAAAGGUUCAGUAUGCGAUGAUUCUAAUGAAGUUUGCUGCAUAAAUUGUCGUUUUGCACCUAAAAACACUGUAUGUCGUUUAUCAAGAGACGAAUGUGACCUUGUUGAAGUAUGCUCUGGUACAUCUUCAACAUGUCCUCGAGAUAAAUUUAAAAAAGAUGGUACCCCAUGUAGCAAUAAAUCUAAAUGUGCAUCUGGCAUAUGCACAACUCGUGAUAUGCAAUGUAUUAACCAUUUUAAUAAUUCCAAAGGAUCAUGUCAUGGUUCUUGUGUACUUUUUUGCGAACUAGGGGGGACUUGUAUAUAUUCUGGACUUCAGAAUUAUUUUAUUGAUGGAACACCUUGUGGAUUUUAUGGUUAUUGUUAUAAAGGCAACUGUAUAGAAGGGAGUUAUGGAAAACAAUUAAAAUCAUUAUUAAGCGGGUUUAAAAACUGGAUUUUUGUUAUCAUUUUUGUUUUGGGGCUUCUUCUGGCGUUUUUAAUUAAUUGUAUUUAUAAUCGAUGUUUCUCAUAUGUUUCUCAGAAAGAAAAAGUGGUUGAUGAUGGUGAUCAAACAAUUCAUAUUCCUAUAUAUACAAAUCAUCCAUACAACUAUUAUAAUAACAUACCUAAUUACAUACCACAUGUACAAUAUGAUCCAUAUAGACAUUAUAGCUUUAAUCAAAGGGGCUUCUAUUAUGAGACGAAUCCAAAUUUAUCAAACAAUUAUCAAGCAUAUAGAUAUAAAUAAAAUAUUGUGUAUUUAUACUUUUUAUAUUUUUUACAAUAAAUUUGCA
Molecule: messenger RNA, 2428 nt
Organism: Pneumocystis carinii B80
Lineage: Eukaryota; Fungi; Ascomycota; Pneumocystomycetes; Pneumocystales; Pneumocystaceae
Exons: 10
Coding region: 25-2382 (785 amino acids)
Biological process (GO): proteolysis
Molecular function (GO): metalloendopeptidase activity
Source: RefSeq, a predicted model, not a curated record